CUGACCAUUUUGAUCGAGACUGUGUUCCAAAUUUGCUAUUUGCUGCUGAUGAUUGUCGCUCAACAAAGAUGACCAAAUAUUAAUAAAUUAUAAUAAAACUUAUUGCAAUGCGUGUAGCGUGUUUAUUUUUGGAUGUUUUCAUUCACGCACGGGAUCAAGUAGAGGUGGAGGUUCGUUUAAGGAAAUUCGAAACAUUAUGCAAGGACCUAGAGAGUGUUGGACAAGAGUUGGAGGAUUCCGCUUCCACGGUGGAAGAAACAACGCAGAAUGCUUCAUUACGAGAGAAUUUCGAGGACAGAUUGAUUCAUGUCCAAUCUCAACUGCAGGCAAAGCUUGCUCCUACCGCGCACCCGAGCACUGGAUCGAACCCACUUAAGGGCAUCAAGCUGCCCACCAUCGCGCUGCCCGAAUUCACAGGCGACUAUAUGCAAUGGUUGACGUUCCGCGACACAUUUGAGUGCUUGAUUCAUAACAACGGCGAUCUACCAGCGAUACAAUAGUUCCAUUAUUUGCGCGUCGCAGUGAAAGAAGAAGCGGCUCAGGUGAUAGAAUCAAUCACCAUAAGCGCAGCUAAUUAUGCGUUAGCCUGGAACACUUUGGCGGAGCGAUACUAUAAUGAGUAUUUGCUGAAAAAACGCCAUUUGCAGGCAAUGUUUGCCAUUCCGGCUGCUCAAAAGGAGAGCGUUACAACACUGCACCAUCUUGUGGAUGAAUUUGAGAGGCACAAAAAAAUAUUGCAACACUUAGGAGAAGAAACGGACUCUUGGGGCAGUAUACCUGAGCACCUACUAUGCACUAAAUUGCCAAUUAUAACAUUGAAGAGCACGCAUC
Anopheles stephensi (Asian malaria mosquito) is the source of this 831-nucleotide messenger RNA. RefSeq lists its product as uncharacterized. The coding region runs from base 108 to 500 and encodes 130 amino acids. The record is from RefSeq and is a predicted model, not a curated record. NCBI's taxonomy places the organism in Eukaryota, Metazoa, Arthropoda, Insecta, Diptera, Culicidae. The transcript has 2 exons.